AUGGCGCCUCUCUCACACCCUUCGAUCCGCGAUGGCUGGUUCCGCGAGAUCUCGUCUCAAUGGCCCGGGCAGGCCAUGACCCUCAAGGUCAACAAAAUCUUGCAUGUCGAGAAGUCUCUGUACCAGGACGUGCUUGUCUUUGAGAGCGAGACAUACGGCAACGUUCUCGUUCUUGACGGUGUCAUCCAGUGCACUGAGCGCGACGAAUUCUCUUACCAGGAGAUGAUCACGCAUCUGCCCAUGGCAAGCCACCCGAACCCAAAGAAGGUGCUCGUCAUUGGUGGUGGUGACGGUGGUGUUGUGCGCGAGGUGCUCAAGCACGACACUGUCGAGAAGGUUGUGCUUUGCGACAUUGACGAGGCUGUCGUUCGUGUCUCCAAGCAAUUCCUCCCGCACAUGUCCGAGCUGCUCGCUUCCGACCGCGUCGAGGUCUUCAUCGGCGAUGGCUUCAAGUUCCUCGCUGACAACACCGCGACAUACGACGUGAUCAUCACUGACUCGUCUGACCCCGUUGGCCCUGCCGCUGCUCUCUUCGAGAAGCCGUACUUCCAGCUCCUCCACGACGCGCUCACUCCGGGCGGUCACAUCAGCACCCAGGCCGAGUGCCUCUGGCUUCACCUUCCUCUUAUCUCUCAGCUGCGCGAGAGCACCCGGGAGAUCUUCGAGACGGCCGAGUACGCUUUCACCACCAUCCCCACGUACCCGUCCGGUCAAAUCGGCUUUGUUGUCUGCUCGACGCAGAAGGGCCGCGACUUGAAGACGCCUGUGCGCAAGGUCCCGAACACCAGGUACUACAACCAGCAAGUCCACAGCGCCGCGUUCAUUCUUCCCGAGUUCGGUCGUGCUCUCAUCGAGGAGGGCAAGAACAUCACGCCUAAGUUCGGUCGUGAGGGUCUUGCUAUCGCUCAGGCGAACAAGCCCAAGAAGAAGGUGCUUCUUCUCGGCAGUGGCUUCGUCGCACGCCCCGCAGCGGAGUACAUUGUUCGCGACCCGUCUAACUCGUUGACGAUCGCCUGCCGCACGCUGAAGAGCGCUGAGGCACUUGGUGAGGGUCUUCCCGAGACCAAGGCGAUUUCGCUCGACGUCAGCAACACUUCGGCUCUUGAGGUCGAAGUCGCCGCACACGACCUCGUUAUCUCUCUCAUCCCCUACACUUUCCACGCCGAGGUCAUCAAGGCCGCCAUCAAGGGCAAGACCGACGUCGUCACCACCUCGUACGUCUCGCCCGCCAUGCGCGAGCUCGACGCCGCUGCCAAGGAGGCUGGCAUUGUCGUGAUGAACGAGAUCGGCCUUGACCCGGGUAUCGACCAUCUCUACGCCGUCAAGACGAUCGAGGAGGUGCACGCCAAGGGCGGCAAGGUCAAGCAGUUCUUGUCGUACUGCGGUGGUCUUCCCGCGCCGGAGUGCUCAGACAACCCGCUUGGCUACAAGUUCAGCUGGAGCUCGCGUGGUGUGCUCCUUGCGCUACUCAACAACGGUAGCUUCUACCAGGACGGCCAGGCGGUGAACGUCAAGGGCGGUGACGAGCUCAUGGGUAUCGCCAAGCCGUACUACAUCACGCCUGCGUUCGCGUUCGUCGCGUACCCCAACCGCGACUCAAAGCCGUUCCGUGAGGCGUACAACAUCCCGGAGGCGGAGACCGUCGUCCGUGGUACGCUCCGCUACCAGGGCUUCCCCGCGUUCAUCAAGACGCUUGUCGAUGUUGGUUUCCUUGACCAGGAGGCAAAGGACUGGUUGAAGGAGGGGAUCACUUGGGCGGAGAUCACGCAGAAGGCCGUCGGCGCGUCGGAUGCUUCGGAGGCUGCGCUCAUUGAGACGAUCAAGUCGAAGACCAGCUUCCCCGACAAGUCCGAGGAGCAGCGCAUCAUCUCCGGUCUGCGCUGGAUCGGCCUCUUCUCGAAGGAGAAGGCGCCCGUCCGUGCGGGCAACCUCCUCGAUACGCUCUGCGCGCGUCUUGAGGAGCUCAUGAAGUACGACGAGGGCGAGCGCGACCUCGUUAUGCUCCAGCACAAGUUCUUCGUCGAGUGGGCUGACGGCACCGAGAGCAUCCUCACGUCGACUCUUGAGGCGUACGGCGCACCGGCAGGCCACUCUGCGAUGGCGCUCCUCGUCGGCGUACCGUGCGGUAUUGCGACCCAGCUCGUUCUUGACGGCGUCAUCAACCAGAAGGGUAUCCAGGCGCCGUACUCGAAGGAGAUCUGCGACCCCAUUCGCGAGAUCCUCGAGAAGGAGGGUAUCGGUAUGGUUGAGAAGGUCCUGUAA
Molecule: messenger RNA, 2262 nt
Organism: Peniophora sp. CBMAI 1063
Lineage: Eukaryota; Fungi; Basidiomycota; Agaricomycetes; Russulales; Peniophoraceae
Source: the annotation of a GenBank genome assembly